This is a messenger RNA of Dipodomys ordii (Ord's kangaroo rat), 4242 nucleotides long. RefSeq names its product spermatogenesis-associated protein 31D1-like. The coding region runs from base 1 to 4242 and encodes 1413 amino acids. The transcript is spliced from 8 exons. The record is from RefSeq and is a predicted model, not a curated record. Lineage: Eukaryota; Metazoa; Chordata; Mammalia; Rodentia; Heteromyidae.
AUGGAGACUCGGAAGGAGCGAGUGGGUGACACGGAACCUUUGGCUGUGCCAUCCGAGUUUGUGGAGCAGUGGAAAAAAUCAAGAGACUCCUCCACCAUCCUUCUGUUUCCACUUUCAUUACACUGUUCUGGUUUUCCAGGCCAGAGAACUUGCCAGAGAGACAUUGAAGAGGAGAGGAAACUUCUUUCUAUUCAACGGGUGUAUGAAAGGAGACACCCACCGAACCAAUCUGAUGACAUCCCCCCCUUUCGGAAAUUGCUGUGUCCAGACCCCCUCUGUCCCAUAUGUAACAGAACCACGGCUAAGUUCCGGGAGGACCCAUUCCUACCUGGAAUUUCCCCCUGCCCAUGUAAUACUCAGGAAACAGGACAAGACACCUCCUUGUGUCUGGUGGACAGCCUUGAUGGGUUGCCCACUUAUUACCCAGCAAUCACUUACGACUCAAACAGAGCCAUUGACGGCUCAAGCCUCUCUGUGUCCAAACUCCCCGUGCUGCAGCCCCACGCUGCAAACCUGCCUCCGCCCAGCUUGGCACAACAGGAUAGGGACCAAGCGCUUACUGACCUCGAUAGUCUUGUGAGUUCUAUGGAGGGAGACACCACCACCUAUAUUAUAAAUUCUGAAACUCCCUCGUUUAUCUGCUCUGAUGUCCUGACACUGCUGGAGAGACAAAUCCAAAAGAGAGGCGAUUUCUUGAUGUCAGAGGACAAGGAAGAUAAAACACAAUCUUUCCGCAAUCAGUCGCAGCCCGAGCGCCAGCCGAGUGUUUCAGGGGAAUUGCUGCCGUCUGUUGCUGAUCACCAAGACUCAGCACAGUCCCCCCCAUUUGCAGGCACCACAGGCAGACAGGAGAAUUUUCACAUGCACCACCAGCAGCCCCCACGUCCAAAGGUCUUUGAGGACCAUUCACAGAAAGGGUCGACCCAGCUUUUCUGGGGCCUCCCAUCCCUCCACUGCGAGUCCCUGGGCUCUACUGUCCCUGCCUCAGGUGACUGUCCCUCCACCUGCUUCAACCAAACUCUUCAUGCCUACAGUGCCCAUAAGCCCACUGUCAUUUCUGGCCAGACCACUCUGGCCUUGCCCCAGAUUCAACUUCAAGCCCUGUCUGAAGCCCUUCUCCAGUCUCCCUCCCAGCAGCUCCCCUCUGACCAGUUCCAGGCCCAGCUCGAAUCCCCUCUUCCAGUCGUGGCACCUUCUGGAUCUCAGCUCUGCAACUGCGGAGUGUGUUUUCACACGCCUCAGCCUCAGAGCGGGACACAGCUUCUUACACCGUCUCAAAUCGGUGCUCUAGAAUAUAACAUACUACAGAAAGUUCAGAAAAACAUAUGGGGCUUACCCCCUGUCAUCCAAAAAUCCCAGGAAGACUUUUGUCCUCCAGCUCCCCACUUUUCAUUUGUUAAACAGGCCUGUAAGGCCCAUGAUUCUUCCGUCUCCAUACUUCCUGGAGACUUUCCUCUUGACGAUGAGCUCCGGAAAAAACUAGAGCAUCACCUUCGAAAGAGGCUCAUCCAGCACCGCUGGGGCCUGCCCGACAGGAUCGUUUCAUCUCUGUCAUCGAUGAUUCCUCUGACAGAGAUUUCCCAGGACACUGAGGAAAAGAGUAGCCGUGGGCUCGCAUGCAUUCCUGUUUUUACUCAUCCCAGCAGCAAAAAUUUAAGCAAGGUUGAACCGAAACAGUUAGAAAGGCAGCUCUGUGAGAGGAGCUCAGAGAUGCCUCCUCUAGAACAGGAUGUGAGAGAACAAGGACACGGUUCACAGACCGGAAAAAACGCUCGACCACUGAGCCCUGCAAAGGUGGUUCCAGCACCUGACACUCACACAGACCAAGAAAGACCUGUAGAUAGUCAUUCAGGACAUCACUCAACCACCUUAGAGGCAAGUCAACACCGGAAGGAGGCCCUGGAAGCACAUCUGAGCAAGAAAUUUGAUGAAAUCAGUAAGGGUCAGAUCCCAGAAAUUGUGCAGAGUUCAAGGCAUUCUGUCAAAGUGAAUGUUUGUGAGCAUCUCCUCAGCCAAGUGAAAGAUUUGGUGCCAUUGGAGAGAAAAGACAGCAUCUUUAGUUCUUUCCCUUAUGGCAAAAGGCAAAAGAUUUUGGAGGAUCAUAUUAAGAUUUUUCAUUGGAGAAUGGUGAAUGGCCUUCCACAGAAGGUUCAAGAAUCCAUAGAAAUCUUCAAUGUAAAAGAGCCCCAAACAAACUCUUACUUACAAAUUCCGUCCUCAGACGUUCUCAUUUCUGGGGCGGAUUCUAAAAUUGAGGCUCCUGGGCCUCUAAUAGGACCCUCUAACACUUUUCAUGAGGACACAAUGAGAACAGCAAAUGUCCCUGUUGUGGAUAAUUGCCUCUCUGCCACUCUACCUGAGGGCAAAAGAGGACAGGAGAUUGUAAAGAAUUCACCCUUCUAUACCAGUCUUCAGUUUGCAGUUGAAGAUGGCAAACUCAAAGCUUUGUCCCAUACAAAUAACAGCGGAGAUAAAGCUGUGCACAGACAAGCUGGGACUGAACCUGAGAUACUAGAUAAGAGCGAGGGUUCCAGCAAUAAUACCAAAAAGUUUCAGAGAAAAAUGAAGAAUUUAGAGCAUUUUCUUAUGACUGACAAGUCCAAGGAGCUAAUCAAAGCAGGAAAACAUCCUAAUUUCCAAUCACAACCUAAUAACCUGAUGACCCCAGUGACUAAAGUGAAUUCUCAAAAAGUAGAAACUACCCUGACUACUAAAAUGUCCCUAACGAGAAUCUCAGUUCCUGAUUCUGUAUCAGUGGAACUUAAAAACAAUCUAAUUGAUGAGCUGAAGUUGAAAUUGGAGGACAGGAAGCAGAGGCAGGAUCAGGAAGCUCCCGCUGACCCACCCCCAACUUCAGAUAAGGAGACAAUCCAGACAUUGCUGACUCAUCACCAGGGUGUUCCCAGUGGGGACACAGCAGCCUCCCAGGUAUUUCAUGUUCAGUCAUGCAGCAGAGGGAGCAGCAUGCAGCAGCAGCAGCCAGAGCCAUGGGUCCCUAGCCACAUUAUCCCCAAAUGCCAGGCCAAGAAUUCUCCCUCAAGUGCAGAGAGAGUAAACUGUAGAGCAUCCAAACCAGGUGAGCUUGGGGGUGGGGAUGCCAGCUUGGAGAAAUCCCAACUGAGAAGGAAGAGCCGCCUCCCUCCAGACAGGGCAAAGAAGACACUUGGGAGCAAGUCUUCCCCAGCCCUGUCACAGAAGAGACAGCCUCCUUCUGAAAGUAGUUUCAGAAACCAGAUUAAACAAUUUUUCCAAUGGCUUAGCCCUGGUACAAAACUCAAAGGCCAAGAAGUUUCUCUAGGGAAGGGUAGCUCUUUGUUGUCUCUGCAGGCAAGAGGUCUAGGUAAAGCUACCUUUUCUAGAAACACAAAAGCCCAGGAAGUCACAAAAGCUGUUGACCAAGUCCUGUUGGAGAAACAGGGGUGCAGUAGGCAUUCAGUGGAUGUCACCUGCUCCAGAGGGCCCCCUUCUUCCUGUGUGAAGGCUGGGAAGACCCAACAAGAGGUAGAACUAAAGAUCCCAACGGAGAAGCCCGAGAGACGCUCCUCAAAUGACAAGGCUACCUACUCUACAGUAACCAAUAACCCUUCCAGUCAAAAAGCUACCACUGCAGCUCAGAGCAAUCCCACAAGAAACAGAUGCAUCAAAGACAGGAGCAGACAGCCCCAGAAAAACAUGCCAUCGCAAGACAAGGCCUUCCGCCAAAAGCACCCCCAAUCCGUGCCCCACAAGGAGCCAGGACCCAAACCAACACCGACUACCCAUAAACGUCAACUGGGUCAACUACCUCCAGCUGCCCCUGUCUUUGCAGAAGGUACUGUUGUUCUUCAACAGGACAGACUCAGCACCUGCUGUGCUGCUGAUUAUACUGUGAGUAACAGCAGCUUUGCCUUGGGACGCUAUGGUUAUGCCGCAGAUGGGAACAGCCCAUCUGUGAAGGCGGCCUCUGCCACUGCAGCAGCCGUGCUGGCGGAGGCCCGAGGAGGAGGGCGAGGAGGCCCUGAGGACUCGGCCUGGCGGAGGCCCGAGGAGGAGGGCAAGGAGGCCCUGAGGACUCGGCCUGGCUUCUGUCGCUGGCACCAGCACAGAGAACUUAAAGGGCUAGCAGGGAGCAAGCCUGAAAUCGUCUCCGUCUCCGUCUCCUCCUUUCUCUGUAAUCUGCUUAGAGAAGCUCAUCCUCCUCCUGACUUCUGCAUGAAGCUGAAGAAAAGUCAAGUCAUAAAAGAUAUGAACCACCAGAGCUGA